This is a messenger RNA of Manis pentadactyla (Chinese pangolin), 5002 nucleotides long. It is a transcript of the gene AGBL2, whose product is annotated as AGBL carboxypeptidase 2. Lineage: Eukaryota; Metazoa; Chordata; Mammalia; Pholidota; Manidae. The record is from RefSeq and is a predicted model, not a curated record. Gene Ontology annotation, molecular function: metallocarboxypeptidase activity; zinc ion binding. Gene Ontology annotation, biological process: proteolysis.
GGUGGGGAGUGGGGUUAGAAAAACAGGCUUCUAGUACUAGAAAGUGCUGUAUGAGUUAAAUUUUGGAACUUUUACUCUAGUAUUAUCUAGUAUUUGACCUACUUAAAUCUUGGAAGUGAUGUAAUGUUUCAGUUUGAGAAAAAAGUUUCUAGCUUUUGCCUCUAAUUAUAAAUACUUAUGGUUAUAUUCAUAUAAAGUUAACCAAAGAUGACAAUAGUUGAAUUUUAUUCCAGUAUAUUUAUAUGCAUGUGAUUUAAAUUUUUACUUAAUCAGUGUCGUGUAUGCUAGUGUGUUGGAUAUUAUUUACCAUUAUGCAAAUAUCGGUAUGACCUUUUUGUAUACAAAAAUUGUUUUUUUUUAUAAUUUGCACAGAGCAACUUUCUGGACUUAGUAAAGGCUAUCAACUAGUCACUAAAGUCUUUGCUUUAACUGCCUAACAGUUUUUACAGACUUGUAGGAAUUGCUGCAGAGCACCUGAACAUUUGUUAUUAUCCUACCAGAGUGGAGCGUUUUUUAAAAUCUGACGAUUUGAUAGGUAAAACGUGUGGUUUUAAUUUUUUGUUUCUUGCAUUCUUUCAAUAUAGAAGGUAUUUCAGUUCUGGCUAUGGGGUGGACAUUUAUCAGGUGAAAGGGGGGAAGCAGCUCCCUUUGAACAAUACCUAACAGUUACCUAAAGCAAAGGAACGGAAAAAAGGUUUGAAAUAUGCUGAGACUCCUGGCGUAUUCAUCGAUUCAGUUUCGAUUGUCCAGAAGCGGGGUUGCAAUAUCGUAAGAAGGGAAGAUGAAUCCAAAUUCGGUCUCCAGCCACGGGCAAGUGCCCUUUACCCAGUGUUGAAGGCGGGGCUUCACUCCGGAAGCGCCCGGUAGCCCCUCCUUCCAGCUUCCGCCCUAGAAUUGCUAGGCUACCGGGACCCUCGCGGAAAGCAGUGGCUGCUGGGCGAGACGUCUCUCUUCUGUCCGGAGCUGGCCCGGCCUUUGUAGCUGCCGUGCCGUGGCCUUUGGCCUUCCGCCCUGCAUAGCUUUCCUCUGGCGCCGCGCCCACCCCUGCUGCCCCGCACAGGCCAGGGCGCGGAGACGGUCGCACCCUGCCCUCCGCUCUCCCAGGAAAUCUGCGCGCCCUUCCCCGACGCUUCGGGGAAACUGCUCCUCACUACCUUCCCUGGACCAGGAAGCUCUGAACCCCUGAAUUCCGUUUUCCGGGCCCCUGACCGUUCUUUCCCAUCUACUCCCAAACGACUUAACCGGGUCUUUCUAUUCUCAUUUCUUUCCCUUUUCUGCGGUGUCCUAGUGGUGGGCAUCCCCCUUCAAAGGAAAAGGGAAGCAUGAAGCUAGCAAGGGUCCCGAGACCGCGGGAGGAGACUGGAAGAUGAGACGUGCUCCGUGACUCCUCAGCUUCUAUGUAAUCAGCUGCCCUUUGGAAACUGGGCAGGGGUUGUGGCUGGAUGCCGGUGUCAUUGACUGGUCUUGAGCAUACCACGCAGAAGUAACAUGUUCCCAGCACUGGAAACAGAGCUCAAGCAGGAGACUCUUCCUGAUCCCUAUGAAGACUUUAUGUACCGUCACCUCCAGUACUAUGGCUUCUUUAAAGCUCAGAGAAGCAGUUUACCAAACUCAGCUACACACCAGCAUGUUUGGAAGAAUAAUCCUCAAUACCUAUUGAGUGACUCUUUUGGGAAAAGAGGUGAUUUGAUACCAGGACCCCUGCAAAAAGAGAAGCUUUUACAUAAUAAUCUCUGCUAUUGGCGAGGCUUACCUCUGGCAGGCCUGAUGCCAAGACAGAGACCUCCAGUUCGUGAGCUGAUGCUGGCAGGGCAGGAGGAAGGGUCCCUUAUGCUGAGUUCACCACUUGUUAAGAGCAGACAGCUUCUUCAUGAUGAAUUUGGUGAACUAAACCCACGUCUUCGAGAACCCCGAGAUCUCUUUGCCUUUUUCUCUAGCAGCCAGCCACUGCAGGCUCCACGAUGGCCAAAAGAAUGCGAGGUCAUCAAGGAAAAUGUUCAUCAUAUUGAGUGGGUUCCACCUCAACCUGAAUAUUUCUAUCAACCUACAGGAAAUGAAAAGGUACCAGAAAUUGUUGGAGAGGAAAAAGGCACAGUAGUCUAUCAGUUAGAUUCAGUGCCCACUGAAGGUUCCUAUUUCACCAGUUCCAGAGUGAGAGGCAAAAGAGGAAUUAUCAAGGAGGUCGCUGUCACAUUGCAAGGACCAGAAGAUAAUACUCUACUGUUUGAAUCAAGGUUUGAGAGUGGGAAUCUGCAAAAAGCUGUCAGAGUAGAUACCUAUGAGUAUGAACUCACCUUACGAACUGACCUCUACACGAACAAACACACUCAGUGGUUUUAUUUUCGAGUUCAGAACACCAGGAAAGAUGCCACCUACCGCUUCACCAUUGUCAACUUGCUAAAACCCAAGAGCCUUUAUACAAUAGGGAUGAAGCCACUCAUGUACUCCCAAUUAGAUGCCAACACCCACAAUAUUGGCUGGAGGAGAGAAGGAAAUGAAAUCAAGUACUAUAAGAACAACAUAGAUGAUGGGCAGCAGCCUUUUUACUGUCUCACAUGGACCAUUCAGUUUCCACAUGACCAGGACACUUGCUUCUUUGCACACUUCUACCCAUAUACAUACACUGACUUGCAGUGCUACCUCCUGUCAGUGGCAAAUGACCCCAUCCAAUCUCAGUUCUGCAAACUCCGCACUUUAUGCAGAAGCCUAGCAGGAAAUACUGUGUACCUGCUCACCAUCACCAACCCAUCCCGGACCCCUCAAGAGGCAGCUGCAAAGAAAGCUGUGGUCUUGAGUGCUAGAGUCCACCCUGGGGAAAGUAAUGGCUCCUGGAUCAUGAAAGGCUUUUUGGAUUUCAUCCUUAGCAAAUCCCCAGAUGCCCAGCUCCUCAGAGAUAUCUUUGUCUUCAAAGUGGUUCCCAUGUUAAAUCCAGAUGGAGUGAUUGUGGGGAAUUACCGGUGUUCACUAGCUGGAAGGGACUUGAACAGGAAUUAUAAAACAGUUCUGAAGGAAUCUUUUCCUUGCAUCUGGUACACCAGGAACAUGAUCAAAAGACUUCUUGAAGAAAGGGAGGUUCUCUUGUAUUGUGAUUUCCAUGGCCAUAGUCGUAAGAAUAAUAUCUUCCUGUAUGGCUGUAAUAACAACAAUCCCAAGUAUUGGCUUCAUGAGCAAGUCUUUCCAUUAAUGUUAAGCAAAAAUGCACCAGAUAAGUUCUCUUUUCGUAGUUGCAGUUUUAAGGUCCAAAGGUGCAAAGAAGGAACAGGACGAGUUGUGAUGUGGCGAAUGGGAAUCCUAAACAGCUACACCAUGGAGUCUACCUUUGGCGGGUCCACCUUGGGCAAUAAAAGGGACAUGCACUUUACCACUGAGGAUCUGAAGUCCCUAGGUCAUCAUGUCUGUGACACCCUUCUGGAUUUCUGUGAUCCUGACCCAACCAAGUUCAUGCAGUGUCUAGCAGAGGUUAAAGAGCUCUUACAACAGAAAAUACAUAAGAAAUUCAAUGAACUUGGUCAAGAUAUGGAUUUAAAAGGAAGUUGGAGUGACAUCUCUUUGUCUGACAUUGAAUCCAGCACCAGUGGCUCUGACAGCUCCUUCUCAGAUGGUCUCCCUGUUCACCUACUGAACACAGUAGCUGAGUUGAGUCAAAAGAAGAUGAUGUAUAAGAAGAAAAAAGGGAAGCCACUUCAGACCAGAAAACAACGAAAUGAACAGUAUCAGAAAAAUAAUUUGAUGCAGGAGUUAAAGUUAACAGAAGAUGCCCCAGAAAAGGUAGGGUUUGCUUCUACUCUGCAAAAACAGCCUACCCUUUUAAAAAAUUCAGAGUUGUCAGUUCUUCAACAAAUGAAAAAUGAAAAACCAAGGUUGAAUGAGUUACAGUUAACUGGAAGAAACAAAGGCACCCCCCUGGACCCAACAAAAAUGACCACCUUGAUUCUGAUGAAGAAUAAAGAGAGAAUGCAGAAAGAGAAGCCAGGAUUUAUAUCACACUCUCCAAAGAGAAGCACAAACCACAACCAAGAGCUGGCUCCAGAUAUGAAGCCAAACUGGCCCAGGAACAAAUAUCCUGCCACAAAGAGUGGCUGCACCACCAUAAUGGCUUACCCAUCCUUGCAUAUAUACACAUACCCAUAGGGUGCCUGGGCCAUGCCACACAGGUACUUCCUUGGUGUGUUUUGGGUUAGACACAUUUUGUAAAGGGGAGAGUUGUAUGAUUGGAACUAUGUUUAUUUGUGGUACACUGUGUUGUGCAUCAUUGUGCACUGUCCUUUCACUAUGUGCUUACAUAUGUGCAUGCCUUCAUGAUGCAUACCUCAGGAGCUAAAUUAUUUUUUCAUAAAAUUAAAUUUCAUUUUGAUGUAUAGGAAAAACUUCCUGUAUCAGAAAUUAAGCGUGUGCUCAGGAAACUACAGCACAGAUAUACCUUAUUUUAACCAAUAGAUAUUCUCUAUAAAAUUAUGUGCAAAUCGAUUUUAAAAGAUCAAGCUCUAUUUUAAGUGUAUUCUGGGAGUAUGCUUUGUUUAAAAAGUCUUGCAUCAAAGCUUUCUAACCAGGAAUGACCAGUCAGACUAUGAUAUAUCAGGAGUGCUCAGUGUGACAUGUUGCCACAUAGAAAAACAAUUCAUGUAUUAACUGGAAUUUAAUAUUGCAUAUAUUAUGUUCAACACAGUUAUGUAAGUUUUUUACCUAUUGAUUAAAAUUCUUUCUCUGUAACCAAAUGUUUCCUUUGAUUGGUUAACUGCAUAAUCUUCGGUGAACAGAUAUUUUAUAUUUUAUAUCCCCUUUUGAGCACCAAGUACCAUCUGAUAGCAACAGCCUAUCAUGUCAGUGUGCUAGAGUCACAUUAAAGAAGAGGCACUCUGAUUGACUGCAAGCUUCCCUAUUUUGACUUUACCAUCUUUCUAUCAUAUUGGAUUGAAAACUUCCUACUAUUUUUCCAUUAUCACCUUUAAAUCCUAUCACCCACCACUCCCUGGGUGACUAGUGAUUAUAGCCACAUUGCAAC